AUGCUUGCACAAGAAGAGUUUGAGGAAUACCUGGGUAAUAAUAUGAUCGCUAAUUCAUGCGUGCGAUGCGCUGUGAUAGCAUUUGAAGCCAACGAGUUAGACCUCGCCCCUACUUCCACCCGUAUCCCUCCCAACAACUCUUCUCCCCCACAUGCCACGUCGCGCAGACUGGCAGGCAUUAACUGGGAAAACAAACUCGCAUGUGCUUUACAAAACUCAUUAACAAACAUGAAAAUUCAGACACUACAGGAACUCCUCCGUGGUCCUUUGCAUGGGUGGAAGACUGUCCUUUACUUCGAUCCCUCUCUUGGUGUUGAGGUCCUCGAUCGCCUCUUCAGGCUCCAGGCAUUCCGAACGAAUGACCACGUCUUGGUAAAUUUAGAACACGAUGGCGAUCAGUGGUCUCAAAACCAGACUUCGGCAGUGCUCCGAGGAGGCCACAUGGUUCAUGUAGUCGUCUUUCAGGAGGAUUUUCGACCCUUCUUCGACUCGGUAUCGCUGCAGUGGAACCCUAAAUAUUUGGUGGUGUUCCCAUUUACCAAGACUAAUAUUAAGAAAGUUCUUCAGUACGAAGGCUUUAAGGGACCUGAAAAAAUCGUUCUUUUGGGAUCUAGCGAAAGGACCAAUGAGUUGAAAGCCAGGCACAUCAAUGUGUAUACCUAUUUCCCUUUCGCCAGAGAAAAUCCCAUUCGGUUACUUGGCCCCUGGAAUACCGAGACGUUUCUUAGCUUCGAAAGUAUUUUUGUUGAUCGUUUUCCGUCAUUCGAGGGAUACAAUUUCUGGCUCGGGACUUGGUUCGACGACUACCCCUACCUGCACCAGUCCAAAACAGGGCCUGAAGGCGAAGGCGACGGCGUGGAGGUGGAGAUGCUAGAUGCGAUGGCUCGUCGUCUCAACUACACGUACCACCUUACCACCGAACCUCCCGACCUGAACUGGGGAGACUUCGAGAAUGGUUCCUGGACUGGAAUGCUGGGCAUGGUGCACUCGAAGGACAAGAAUUUCACCGUGAACUACUUCGGAUACACAAACGAGCGGAUUGAAGCCUUCGACCACAGCGUGUCCUACUGGAACGAAGGCUUUGGUCUGGCUCUCUUGAGGCCUCCCCCCCUCCCGAAAUGGCGAAGUGUCUACUACCCUUUUACACUUGAAGUUUGGGCUUCCGUCACAGCCACCUUCGUGCUCACCGUCAUCGUCAUGCUGAUACAGGAUAUGUUACAGCCCGAGCCUUUCUUAGGUGGCGUGGGCUCCACGUGGCCGUACCUCCUGCGGGCGAUGUUCAACAACAGCAUCCCGCGCCUGCCGAAGGCCCACUGGCAGCGCCUGUUCGUAGGGUCGUGGUGGCUGUACUGCUUCAUCCUGACCACCGCCUACACGGCCAACCUCAUCGCCUUCCUCACCAUCCCGGUCUUCCCCGGACGCAUCCAGACCGUCCAGCAGCUCGCCGAGAGCGAUUACAGGUACGUCCCGGAAGCAUCGUCGCUCGAGACAUGGUUGCCAGUAGUCAACGGUCAUGGUUUUGCCCUAAAUAACAGGGAAUAUUGCUACAGACUGAGAUGA
Penaeus vannamei (Pacific white shrimp) is the source of this 1560-nucleotide messenger RNA. RefSeq names its product ionotropic receptor 21a. Gene Ontology annotation, cellular component: membrane. NCBI's taxonomy places the organism in Eukaryota, Metazoa, Arthropoda, Malacostraca, Decapoda, Penaeidae. Gene Ontology annotation, molecular function: ligand-gated monoatomic ion channel activity. The record is from RefSeq and is a predicted model, not a curated record.